ACAUCUCUCUCUUCAUGCACGCUCAAGGUUGAGAGAGCUCUCAUGAAGUUCUUCUCCCAAUCUCACUUCUACGACGACCCGUGGUCCAUCGUCACUCUUGCUUUCUUUCUCCGCUACCCAAAUCCAUAUGCUUCUCACGUUCUCUCUUGCGAUGUCGUUUCCCGGUCCUUCUCACCUUCCGGCACUCUACUGACAACUCGCCUCAUUCUCAAGCGCGGCGCAAUGCCGCGAUGGUUUCCCAAAGGCAUCAUCACUCGAGCGGAGUCGUGGGUCGUAGAGGAAACGGAAGUGGAUCCAUUUGGUCGAAUCGUCAGCUGCAAGACACGAAACUUGGACCAUGUCAAAAUCAUGCAGGUUGAGGAAACAGUUGUGUUCAAGUCAUUGCCGGACGGGACAACCCUGCAGCAUACUGAGGCCAGAGUUCGAAGUGGAUUUGGAUGGGGACUCACAAAACGAAUUGAAGCUCAUGGUCUUAAUAAAUUCAAGGCCAAUAUGCAACGAUCGCGUGAAGGCGUAUCCCUUGUUUUGCAGCUUCUCAGACAGUCUCGGCUCCAACCCAUGGCUAUUGGUGGACCGGAAAACUCCUUGAUAUUCCCCGCAGUGUCAUCACCACCGACUGUCCAGUUUGAAUUAAGCGAAACGACCCCACGAGCACAAAAUUCAUGGUCGUCACGGCUCAAGGCCUGGCUUCGUCGAGAUUAG
This is a messenger RNA of Mycena indigotica, 702 nucleotides long. RefSeq names its product PRELI/MSF1 domain-containing protein. NCBI's taxonomy places the organism in Eukaryota, Fungi, Basidiomycota, Agaricomycetes, Agaricales, Mycenaceae. The coding region runs from base 43 to 702 and encodes 219 amino acids. Gene Ontology annotation, cellular component: mitochondrial intermembrane space. Gene Ontology annotation, biological process: phospholipid transport. The transcript is spliced from 4 exons. The record is from RefSeq and is a predicted model, not a curated record. Gene Ontology annotation, molecular function: phosphatidic acid transfer activity.